GUGCAGUAAAGAAUUCAGAAUCAGAAUCAGGUUGGAGAGAAAGCAAGUAUGAGAUUAAACCGGCAACAUGCGGAGAGACCAUACUAGUUCCAGAGAUAGUGUUGGUUGCAGUUUUGAUAUCAGAUAUCAUUGCGUAUAAAGAAAUAUUCACGGGACCGAAAACAUUAACACAUGAACCAUGGUUAGAGAACCAGGCACGUUCAUCUUCAAUGGUAGAGGCACCAAUAGUGUUAGAUAAUUCAGAAGCAGCAGGAGAAUAUUCACAGGCACCACGAUUAUCAUUGCCAGCAGCAACAGCAAU
This is a messenger RNA of Racocetra fulgida, 301 nucleotides long. NCBI's taxonomy places the organism in Eukaryota, Fungi, Glomeromycota, Glomeromycetes, Diversisporales, Gigasporaceae. The record is from the annotation of a GenBank genome assembly.